UUACGCUUUAUUUACUAUACUAUUUUCUAAGUGUUUUUAUUCAUCCUCCUUUUUAAAUUAAUAUAUUUUGUCCUUAUCCGCAAUGGAAGAAAUUUGCAUAACAAUCAAUCCUGAUUUAAACCAACACAUAUGCUUACAUGAUUAUGCUUACACUCGUAAAAUCGUAAAAUCAUAACUGCUAAAAUUAAAAGUGCAUCAUUCGUUUUCCUUGUGGCAAUAUUUAACAUCUUGCUAUCAUUUCUAUGUAUUUUUUGCACAUGAAUGGGUAAGCGUAUUUUUAUUGCACAAUAUCACAUUUCAUUCAAGUCUAAUGAAGUGAACAAAGGGCUUAGUAAAGUAAUAUUUUGAGCAUACGUAAACAAACCGCAAAAUAGCAAUCUUAAAACCACUUUCCGGAAGAUAGUUUUUUUUUUUGUCAUUAGAAAAUCAUAAUCAAGGAUUACACCAUGACUAACAUACAGGGGGCGAUACUAAACUGUAUUGUUAAUUUGGAAAGCUACGGUUGCUAUGAAUAGAUAUAGUAGUCCAACGUGGCCCUUGCUUUCUAUUGGACGUGAUAAUGAUAUUGCAUGGUUCGGACCAUCCGGACGGGAAAAGGAAUGGUAUCUUUUACACGUUUCCGGAAAAAGUAGACUUCGCUGUUUGUGGACUCUUUACCUUUGUACACACAGCUCCUAUACUGUCUUCGAACCCUUGGAUGAAGCCUUGUGCAGGAAAAACGACAUCUAAUGUCAAUCUCAUCCCAACCAUUAUCAACGUAAAUACACCAGAGGUGCUUCAGCGGUUGUUGAGAAAAAUCAAAUCAUUUUUAAGCCAAAUAGACGAAAUACUUUCUCAUGCUAAAAAUAGUUUAAUCAUGGAUAAAGAUAUGCUUAAACUGUUGGACAGAAAUCCCAAAACAGCAAAUUUCCCUGAAGAUUGUGUUCCAACUCCAGCACAGGAUUCUGAUGUCAACAAAGAAAAUUACCUUAAGAUUUCAAAGGUGUAUAUUUUGAUGGAGGUGUAUAAAAAUUUAAAUGUUGAAAUAGACGACAAGUUAAAUGUUCUAUCAAACAGAGUGAUUGCCUCAUUAAACGAUAUUCUUUGUGAGUUUUCCUUUUUAGUGAACAUUUCUGGAUAUCGACCAAUAGAAACUUUAGACAGAAACACAAUCAUCAAUCAACAACACAAGACUUUUACCGCUUCAAAAUUUUAUAAUUGGAAUUAUAUCCUCUUAAGAGACUUAAAAGGAUUCAGCCGCUCUAUUUUAAAUAGUGUUCAAAAUGGAAAAUUCGACAGUUAACAUACCAGGAAAUCUUAGCUCUUCCAAUGAUCUCUUCCAAAAGAAAAUAAAUCCGUACACCUGUGAUAAAUUAACGUUUUUGUAUUGUAUUUUGUAUUGUGUUGUGUCUAUGUGGAACUUGUAGUUAAUUUAGUUUCCGUCCCUGCAUCAUGACAAUGAUAAAUGCCGGUGAUUAUUUAUUUAUUUAUAUGUUGUAUAUUUUGUUGAUGUUUCCUAAUGAAAUUUGACAAUGUCAAGGAAGAUGUAAUUUUUAACGCUACUUUUUUUGUUUUACAUGCAAUGUUCUUCAAUAUACGGUACUUUUUGUGCAAAUGCGUUGUUACCUUUGAUUUAUAAGGUAAUUUUAAUUUUUUUAUGUUUAGAUUUGAUUGAUGCAAUGCUAUAAAUAGCCUCGUUGUGAUUGAUUAAUUGUUAUAUAAUACAGCUCUUUAUUGAGCCAAUUUUUAGCAAAAUGUAUUUCUUUAAUUAAUCUAAGACUAGUCAAUAUAUUUACAACUAUCAUGUUUUAGAUAAUAUUUAAAGGUAUGAAUUGAUAAAAGAAUUUCUAAGAUAUAAUACUGUAUAUAAAUAAACACAUCAUAGAUACCAGGACUACAUUUUAAAUAUACACCAGACGCGCGUUUCGUCUAGAAAAGACUCAUCAAUAACGCUCGAAUCCAAAAAGGCUUUAAAUGUAUGUGUUAAUUAUCAAAAUGAACAAUGACCAAGUGACAACGCACUAUUUAUACUUAAUCAAUUAAAACAAUAUAUAUAUACCUACAUCAUUUUAGUUCAUAUACUUGCUGAAUGAGUUGAAAUUUGGUCAACCAUUAUUUCAAGACAUCAUCUAAUUCACAAAAUGAUAAUAUGCAAUAAAAGUAUCAUUCUAGUGUGUGUAUACAUGUGUGCAUGUGUGUAUGUUAUUUAAACUAAAUAUUAUAUGAUGUUAUUGAAGUUGUAAAAUGUGUUAUUUAUUGUGAAAUAGUAUGUUGGUUGUUUAUUUUGUGAAAAAAAAAUUUUUUUAAAUAUUGUAUUGUAAUUAAUUUAUUUAAGAAAAAUUGUAUAGUAAAUUAAUUUAUUUGAGAAAAAUUGUAUUGUAAUUAAUUUAUUUGA
Molecule: messenger RNA, 2374 nt
Organism: Mytilus trossulus (common blue mussel)
Lineage: Eukaryota; Metazoa; Mollusca; Bivalvia; Mytilida; Mytilidae
Exons: 4
Coding region: 560-1282 (240 amino acids)
Source: RefSeq, a predicted model, not a curated record